Molecule: messenger RNA, 1092 nt
Organism: Amaranthus tricolor (Joseph's coat)
Lineage: Eukaryota; Viridiplantae; Streptophyta; Magnoliopsida; Caryophyllales; Amaranthaceae
Exons: 3
Coding region: 206-784 (192 amino acids)
Source: RefSeq, a predicted model, not a curated record
UAAAUUAUAUGUUGAUUAAAGAAAGAAGAUUUGGCACCACCGUUGUCUCAUUUACACCAUGCCUAUUGACUGGAGAGACGAAAUGGAGAUCCUGCUAAAAUCUCUUUGUACAAAAGCACUUUCAAAAAAUGAAGCUGAUUUAUUCUCUCUUAUCAUAUUCUUUAAUCUAAAAUUCUCUCUCUAAAAUCCCUAAUUAAUCGUGACAAUGAGAGAAGGAAGGGGUUCCAGUUUAGUUUAUCUGCUAAUUGUUCUUUUCUGCUUAGCGGCCUUUGCUUUCUCCAUCGCUGCCGAACGCCGCCGUAGUCUCGGUAAUAUAAUCCUAGAUGGAUCCACUAAUUCGACGUACUGUUCUUAUAGUUCUGAUGUUGCUACUGGAUAUGGAGUUGGCGGAUUCCUUUUUCUUCUUUCAAGCGAGUCACUGCUUAUGGGUGUUACCAAAUGCAUGUGCUUUGGGAGACCCUUGGCCCCUGGAACCAGUCGAGCAUGGACCAUCAUUUAUUUCUUCUUAUCAUGGUUAACAUUUCUGGUAGCAGAGGCAUGUCUAUUGGCUGGUGCAACCAAGAAUGCAUACCAUACCAAGUACCGCCAUAUGAUCUAUGCACAGAAUUUCUCUUGCGAGUCUCUGCGCAAAGGUGUUUUUAUUGCUGGAGCUGUGUUUGUGAUUUUUAAUAUGGUCCUCAAUCUGUACUAUUACAUCUACUUUUCCAAAGCGACGAGCUCACUGACAGAAGCUCACAAGGCAAAUCGCUCCAGCUCGACUGUGGGAAUGACCGGGUAUAAGUAAGGCCUCUUGAAUUUGAAUGUUGAAAUCAUGUCUCCUUGAAGUAGAAGCUAUAGAUUAUUGAAGUGUAUCAAAUGUACACUGUUUAUCUAUGAUAUGAUGCAAAUUACCAAUCACUAUUUUGUAAGAUAGCGAAACAAGCUGUAGGUAAGUUGAGCUUUUGUCUGUUCAUUAUCUCCAUGAAAUUCUUAUUUUUGUGCAAAAAGAAUCAAGGAAAAGUCUGAAUAGUAUUAUAUGCAUCUUCACAUUCAGAAAUUUCUCAUGCUACACUCUAAAAAAUUGAUGUAAAUGCUGACGCAGAAGUAUGAUGA